CUGCGGGGCGGAGGAAGUGGGCAACCUCGGUCACCCUCCAUCUUCGAUACAACCGUAACGACAAUUUGCUUGAGGGGGAAACUGACAAAUAAAGGCGCACAGUUUGGAAGUGAAACUGCUGUAGGGGUGCUUGAACGAUGAGCGAGCUCAAUGUCAAGAAGCUCAAAGUCAAUGAGCUGAAAGAGGAGCUCCAGAAGCGAGGCCUGGACACUCGCGGGCUGAAGGCGGACCUGGCGGACAGAUUGCAGGCGGCGCUGGAGGCCGAGGAAGCCGGAGGUGCACCGUCCGACGAGCAGGAGAAAGAAGACUUUGAGGCCGGAGGAGAGCUUGGAGAGGGCAGUGAUGAUCAGGAGGAUGAAUUUACCGGCGGGGAGCAAGAUUUUGAUGAAGAGGCCAAGGCACAGCUUGACGAUGGAAACAGCACAGAUCUCUUCCAAGGUGGAUUUGAUGAUCAGGAAAAUGAGAGCAACGGGGACAGCACUGAGGCCCCUAUACCUGCUUUUGGAUCAUCUGAUGUAGUGCCAGAGCAGAAAAAGCAGUUCCAGGAGCCUAAGGCCAGGCAGGAGUACCAGGAUGAUGAGGUGAAACAGGAGUUCGAGGAGUCUCCCACACAUCCAGAGCCACAGGAGGAGCAGAACUUCGAAGAGCCAAAAUCCCGGCAGAUCCCAGAGGGAGACUCUAAUAAACGCAGCCAGCAGGAAAAUUCUGGACGUUAUGACAUGAAGUCCGAGUAUAAGGCUGAUGAGGAUGCACCGCAGCAGGCUGAGCGGUCCAGCGAGUGGGAUGCACAGGCCAAAUCAGAGGAUGACCGACACAGCUCACACAGUCGUAAAAGAUCCUAUGAUGAGAGUCGAGGAUAUGGUUACUAUGAGCACCGCGAAGAAAGAAGGGGAAGAUCACCUCAGCCCCCAGCUGAAGAAGAGGAGGAAGACAUUGAUGAUAAGCUUGUUGUCAUUGACACCUACAACUGCGACCUGCACUUCAAAGUGGCUCGUGACCGAUACAGUGGUUACCCUCUGACUAUUGAGGGAUUUGCUUACCUGUGGGCAGGUGCUCGCGCGACUUAUGGUGUUAACAAAGGACGUGUCUGCUUUGAAAUGAAGAUAAAUGAGGAAAUUCCAGUAAAGCACCUUCCUAGCUCUGAGCCUGACCCUCAUGUGGUGAGAAUCGGAUGGUCCCUAGAUACAUGCAACACUCAGCUUGGUGAAGAACCCUUCUCAUUUGGCUAUGGAGGAACUGGCAAGAAGUCUUGCAACUGUAAAUUUGAGGACUAUGGGGAAAAGUUCACUGAAAGUGAUAUCCUUGGCUGCUAUAUUGACUUUGAAAGCAGCGAGGAAGUAGAGAUUGCAUUCUCCAAGAAUGGCAAGAGUCUGGGCCCAUGUUAUCGCGUCUCUCGAGAGGAACUGGCUGGACGUGCUCUUUUUCCACACGUGUUGGUGAAGAACUGUGCCGUGGAAUUCAACUUUGGACAGAGGGAGGAGCCCUAUUUCCCACCACCAGAGGGCUACACAUACCUUCAGGAUAUUUCCCUGGAGGACAGAGUCAGAGGCUCAGUGGGACCUGCCAACAAAACUGACUGCGAGAUCCUAAUGAUGGUUGGUCUGCCUGGUAGUGGAAAAACUACUUGGGCCUUAAAAUAUGCAAAAGAGAACCCUGAAAAGAAGUUUAACAUCCUGGGCACCAAUGCUAUCAUGGAAAAAAUGAAGGUCAUGGGACUUCGUCGGCAGCGCAACUAUGCAGGACGCUGGGAUGUACUUAUCCAACAGGCCACACAGUGUCUCAACAGGCUCAUCCAGAUUGCUGCCCGCAAGAAGCGCAACUACAUCCUGGACCAGACAAAUGUAUAUGGAUCAGCCCAGAGACGAAAAAUGCGUCCUUUUGAAGGUUUUCAACGCAAGGCUAUUGUAAUUUGUCCCACGGAUGAGGAUUUAAAAGAUCGAACGUUAAAGCGAACUGAUGAGGAAGGGAAGGAUGUUCCCGAUCAUGCUGUAUUAGAAAUGAAAGCAAACUUUGUGCUGCCCGAUGUUGGCGAGUUCCUGGACGAGGUGAGGUUCAUAGAGCUUCAGAAGGAAGAAGCAGACGCUCUCAUCAAGCAGUACAACGAAGAAGGCCGCAAAGCCGGGCCGCCCCCAGAGAAGCGCCAGAGUAAUUUCCACGGUCGCAGUAACUUCCAGCGCUACGACAAUCGUAGCGGACCGCAGGGUAAUAGAAGUGGCUACCAGAACCGUGGCAGCUCAGGAGGCGGAGGUGGAGGCGGAGGCUUCAGAGGAGGAUACAACCGUGGAGGCUACAACCAGAACCGCUGGGGAAACAACUACAGGGAUGGAGGCUCAGGAGGCCGUGGUGGAUACAACCGCAACCAGCAGUCUGGAGGCAACUAUAACCAUAACCGCCAGGGCUCCUACAACAAGACUGUUUCUACAACAUCCGGAGGGUACAGCCAGCCACAGCCUCAGUCUUAUAAUCAAGGCUACAACCAGGGCUACACCCAGAGCAGCUAUAACCAAGGGUAUAACUACAGCAACUACAGUCAGUACCCAGCAUACAGCCAGACCUACAGUCAAGCCCCAGCAGCCACAGGACAGACCUACAACCAGCAGCAGCAGAGCUACAAUCAACAGUACCAGCAGUACGCUCAGCAGUGGCAGCAGUACUACCAGAACCAGAGCCAGUGGAACCAGUACUAUAACCAGUACGGCGGUUACGGCAACUACCAGCAGGGUGCUCAAGGCAGCCAGGGAGCCCAGGGAACACAGUAGUAGUAGCAGCAUCAGCGCCGUCUCCUGCAGCCCAUUCCCUAAGCAGCAUUCCUCAUGCCUUUUCCCUCAUCUUUCCCAGUCUUACCUUUUUCUUCAGCCGCGUAACCAUUUAUCCGCUCCCUAUUUAUGCCAACCUUAAAGAUAACCACACUUCUGUGGACCUCCAUUGCUCUUUGAGUUUUGGUGACAGGUUUCCCUUUUUUUGCUCUUCUACUAAAUAUUUGUUUACAUAAAGCUUUGUUUCCCCCCUCUGUGUGUACUUGUAGAUGAGAGGUUUUGAAUUUAGUAACAUGUGGUUUAGUCGACUCCAAAACAGCUCACACACUAUGAUGUGCUUGAAUGUUUCGAAAAUAGAGAAGGAAAUAUUGAGGAAGCUUUGCACGCUUGCAUUUACAUCUGAUGUAUAGAGAAAGGAGGCAGGGUGUUUUCUGUGUUCCGAUACUUUUACCACUGAUUUUAUCAUCAUUUUUGUUUUUUUAUUAUUGUAUAAGUUUAAAAGAACCACAUUCUGCGGUAGAUUAUUGGUAUUGUUCUGUAUAUCAUCAUAUGCCUGUAUGUACGCAUUGAUGUAAGACCAUGUAACGCUUAAGGUACAUGAUAUUGGACAUUUUAAUAACCCAAAUCUUGGAUAACAAUUCUGAUGUCUCAAACCGAUGAAGGUGAUCAUUGUUUUUUUCCUUUUUAUAUAGCAUUUUUAAAACAACUCUGAUUGGUCUAAUGCACAUCUACUACCAUGUUGCAGAUUAGUAACGAUCCAAACUAGUUCCUCGUGUGGAAAUGUUUUUACCUUGUGUCUCGUCUGUAAAGAAGUAUCUGCAUUUGGUUUUUGUGUCAAAUCAAAACACGUUAUUUUGUAUUUGAGAAUAUAAUCAGAAGAACAA
Messenger RNA from Danio aesculapii, 3640 nucleotides. RefSeq names its product heterogeneous nuclear ribonucleoprotein U-like 1 like (gene hnrnpul1l). Gene Ontology annotation, molecular function: protein binding. NCBI's taxonomy places the organism in Eukaryota, Metazoa, Chordata, Actinopteri, Cypriniformes, Danionidae. The transcript is spliced from 16 exons. The record is from RefSeq and is a predicted model, not a curated record. The coding region runs from base 138 to 2759 and encodes 873 amino acids.